Ziziphus jujuba (common jujube) is the source of this 4493-nucleotide messenger RNA. RefSeq names its product disease resistance protein RPM1-like. Gene Ontology annotation, molecular function: ADP binding. The transcript has 3 exons. The record is from RefSeq and is a predicted model, not a curated record. Lineage: Eukaryota; Viridiplantae; Streptophyta; Magnoliopsida; Rosales; Rhamnaceae. Gene Ontology annotation, biological process: defense response to other organism. Bases 221 to 1045 code for a protein of 274 amino acids.
UCCAAUAAAUCAUAUUAAACACUAAAUUAUCAACAUCAAAAUAUAAAGUAAGGAAUUUAAGACUUUGCUUAGUAGCAACGCUAGCUGUCUCAGACCAUAAAACCAACGAGACCACACAUGUGUUAAUAUAGGUAUAAACAUAUCAGAUCAAACAAGCAAAGCAACUUAGCAAACGAAGAGUAUAAGAUAUCAAACUGGAAAGAUCAGAGGGUGAAAAAUAAUGGCGGAGACUGCCGUUGGCUUUGUUAUAGACCAGAUGAUCCAGUUUUCAACUCAAGAAGCAAAGUUGUUGAGAAGUGUUCAUGGACAAGUUUCCGAAAUCAAGCUUGAAGUUGAUAUCAUCAAAUGUUUUCUCAAGGAUGCUGAUGCAAAAGCUGAAGCAGCUGAAGAGCAUCACCGACGUAGCGGCCAUGACGAUGGAGUUAAAAUAUGGGUGAAUCAAGUAAGGCAAGUAGCAUUUCGAAUUGAAGAUGUUAUUGAUGAAUAUACACUUCUCCACUUGGCACGACCGAGAGGAUGCACUGCUUAUCUCCUCCCCAAAAAUAUUGUUUGCUUCUUCACCAAGCUCAAAACCCGCCACCAUAUAGCCAGAGAACUACAAGAAAUCAAAGAAAGUGUUUGUCCAAUCAGGGAAAGAAGUGCAAGGUAUGGAUUCAUUUCCCUUGAUAACGGACAAGCAACUCAAAAUCCUGAAUGGCAUGAUCUCCGGGACUCUUCUUUGUUCCUCAAGGAAGCUGAAGUGGUCGGAAUUGAAUCUGCAAGAGAUGUACUGAUUGACUGGUUGGAAGAUAAAUCACCUCAUCGAACUGUAAUUGCAGUGGUGGGGAUGGGGGGUAUUGGCAAGACCACUCUUGCCAAAAAAGUUCAUGAUCGUGUGAAGGCGCAAUUCGAUUGUCAUGCUUGGAUCCUAGUUUCUCGAUCAUACAACAAAGAGGAACUACUAAAGAAUCUGCUGAAGAAUUUGACUGGCCAGACAAGAAAUGACGAAAUGGAUAGGCUGACACUGAUAAGCAAAAUAAGAGAUGCUUUGCAAGACAAGAGAUAAUAAAAACGGUGGAAGAAUAGUGAUCACCACAAGAAUAUGGAGGUUGCAAAUUUUUGUAAACAAUCCUCAGUUGUUCGUGUCCAUGAGCUAGAAUAUUUGCCACCACGAAUGGCAUGGGAACUCUUUUGCAGUAAGAUUUUCCAACACGAUGAUGAAUUUGGAGGAAUAUGUCCUCCUGAGUUGGAAAAUUUGUCUCGUAAGAUUGUUGAACGAUGUCAAGGGUUACCGCUUGCAAUCGUAGCCAUAGCGGGUCUUCUAUCAACUAAACCUAAAACAGUUGAUGAGUGGCGAAAGUUGCAUGAUAGCUUUAGCUUUGAGUUGGAGAGCAAUCCUAAACUUAUAAGUAUAACAAAAGCCUUAUCACUGAGUUAUAAUGAUCUACCUUACUACCUCAAAUCUUGCUUCUUAUACAUUGGCAUGUACCCUGAGGACUACCCCAUCAAAUGUUCAAGGCUAAUCCUACAAUGGAUAGCGGAGGGUUUCGUAACUCCAAAAGGGGAUGAAACAGUGGAAGUAGUUGCAGAAGAAUACUUGACUGAGCUAAUACAUAGAAGUUUGGUUCAAAUAUCGAGAUCAAGCUUGAGUGGAAAAGUUAAAGAGUGUUGCAUCCAUGAUUUUCUACGUGAGAUGAGUCUUCAGAAAAUACAAGAAUUAAACUUUGGCCAAGUUCUGUCACAAUCUGAAACUAGUUUUACAGAAGGUAGUAGACGCAUAUCAAUUAUCAAAAGUAGUCCAUUUGACGUCCUCGAGGAUUGCUACAAUUCUCGUGUUCGUGGCAUUCUUUUUUUCGAAACAUAUGGCCCUGGUUAUGCAUCAUAUCUUCCUGAGUGUGGAUUCCAUGCAAAUUAUAAGCUCCUUAAAGUACUAGAUCUUGAAGGCAUUCGUGUAGAUCGUAUUUCAAAAAGUAUUGGAAACUUAUUUCACUUGAAAUAUUUUAGUGUGGCAAAUUCAAUAGUAAAGAUGAUCCCAAGGUGCAUAGAGAAACUACAAAACUUGGAGACUCUAAAUCUAAAGAAUACAUUAGUAAAUGAGUUACCAGUUGAGAUCAAUCGACUUCAUAAGUUGCGCCAUCUUUUAGCGUCCAAAGGAACUAAACUGCAAGAAGGGAUUGGGAGUUUGACAUGUUUACAGAAGUUAUAUGAUGUAAAUUAUCACUAUAAGAUUGGUAGUGGUGGUGGUGCUGCUGAUGAGCAAAUGUUAGAGCUGAGAAAGUUGACACAAUUGAGAAAGCUGGGCGUCUGCAACCUCAAAAGAGGAGAUGGAGAAAGUCUUUGCGAGUGUAUCAAUGAGAUGAAACACCUUGAAUCCUUAAUGGUAACUGCUGAUUAUCUUGUGGGUGAUUAUGUUGAUUUGGAAUCGUUGUCAUCUCCACCUGAAUUCGCGGAGGCUGUUUUUGGAUGGACGAUUAUUGAAGUUGCCUGGAUGGAUCAUAAAACUAUGAAAUCUAGUGAAACUAGAAAUUCGGCUUUCGUCUCUGGAAGAUAACCCACUUGAAGUGCUUCAAAAUCUGGACAACUUGCUGAUGCUUUCAAUGACUUGGAAUGCAUAUGUGGGUGAGAGACUAGAGUUCAAGCAAGGAGUGUUUCCAAAACUGAAGCUUCUGAAUCUGAUAGAUUUGGAAAAUUUGAAUUCAUUGGUAAUUGAGGAAGGAGCAAUGCCCAAUCUUGAACAGCUUUUCAUUGGAAACGACGGCUACCCCUGGCAACUCAAGGAACUGCCCUCUGGGAUCCAACAUUUGAGAAAUCUUAAAAAGCUUGUGCUUCUGUAUAUGCCAGACGAACUCCAACAAAGCCUGAAACUUGGGGGACGACAUUAUCAUAUCGUUCAACAUGUACCAGAAGUGAGAUUCCGCCUUUUGCCGUCUGAAUUUAAUUGAGAGUUAUGCUGCUGCAGUUAGCACAAUUUUGAAUUCACUGUGUUUUGGUUGUUCUCAACCGGUACCCUUAUUAUUAGGAAGGUAAAGAUUUUUUAGUAGUGCAUUGCUUAACCAUAUUGGUUCCUUUUCCCUUCCAAGUUAUCUCUUCCUUCUUAUUCAAGUGUUUCAUUAAAGUUUAGGAAGUAGUAAUUGAAUGCCGUUUGAAUGCUGCCAGGGCUGCAGAAGUGGACUUGUCUCUACGUAUUUUCUCUAUUUGUAUAUAGACAAAUCAUACGUGGUAUUAUUUUUACUUUUUAAUGUACUGUUGGAAAACAUGUGUACCUUUCUCUUCUUUUUUUUUUUUUUUUUUUUUGUAAUUUUAAUUUCAGGUAAGUGAUAUGUGUGCCAUAUGAAAGUAGCACUAGUUUAUGGAUCAGUUUGCUGAUUUGCAAAGAAAUUUCUGCCAAUUAAAUGCUUUAGCUAGGCACCAUAUGUGUGUCAUAUCAAAAUAGCGCAUUGACUUGUGGAUCUGUGUUGUCGCAAGUAGAUUUAUGCAAAUUAUAUAUUGCUGCUUUGAUUGAACCUGGCCAAGUGCAACAGUUUUAAGUGUGUCUAGAGAAAAGUUUUCACUUGGUGGAAAAAGUUUUCAAUUUCUGCUGGAUAUCUUUUCUCUUUAUCCGAUCAAUUAUAUAUGGGUUAACAUCGUAUAAAUUGCCUGUGUUCUAUAUAUUAGAAAUAAUUCAGAAACAUCUCUGCCUUAGUCAAUUUCUCAAUUUGGAGUAAAUUUAAUUGAAAAAGAUUAGAUGAUAAUUGUACAUUGCUAAAAAUCUGAAAAAGCUGAAAAUUUUUGAAAACCUUGCAAUAUCUUAUUAAUAUAAAUAAUGUUUUUAAUUAGUAUUUUAACAAGACCUGGCACUCAGAAGACCCAUAAAGAAGAACCACUGUUAUCAUUUUUACCACGUAGACCUACUCUUCUUCUUCUUCUUCUUCUUCUUCUUCGUCUCCUUGUUGAUUUGCGGGUGAAGCAACAAAAAAAAUAAAAGAGAAAAAAAAAGAUAGAAGCUUUCUUCUUCUCGUUCUUCUUGCUUUGCAUUGAUAUGUACCAAAUUUGGCUUAUGAGUCCUAAUCUCUAUGGUAUGUGUAUCUUGUAUUUUUAGCUCUAUAAAAGGGUUCAGUGUCAGUAUCUUUAUAGAAGCAGUUGAAAGUAACAGUUAAUAAUUUCUUUAUAUGCUCCUUAUUUUUCUCCAAAUACUAAUAACUACUUAUGGAUAGAGAAGUGGCAAUACUAAUAGUUACCUAUGGAUAGCGAAGUAGAUUUCACUUAUAAAUAUUAUGUUGACUGUACAAAAACUUACAAUUAAAACAAGUUUAACUCCUAAUCCAACUUUAUAUUUAUCACCUUAUCUAUUUCUAUCUCUUCUUGACAAAAGGGAAUGUAUCAUGCAUAUAUUCUUCUUCUCCUAUUUCUUUUCUUUUGCUUUAUGAUUUGCAGAUCUAAUGGAUUGAAGAAGGACCAAAAAAUAAUAAUAAUAAUAAAAAUAAUCAUGUGCAAUGGAUUUUCAUUUGUGGGUUUCAAUUCCUUAAUUUUGGAUU